This is a messenger RNA of Ciona intestinalis (vase tunicate), 2095 nucleotides long. The record is from RefSeq and is a predicted model, not a curated record. NCBI's taxonomy places the organism in Eukaryota, Metazoa, Chordata, Ascidiacea, Phlebobranchia, Cionidae.
ACUUGGUCUAUACUAACUUUGGGCGCGAGUAAAUGGUUUUAUUGCCCAGUAACCGAACACUUGCAGAAUAGGAUUGCAUUACAAUUGUAAACCCGGUAGGGAGGUUCUACAAUGCUGUAACGAAUUGCAAACAAGACGACUCUCUACGCCUGGCCGGUUUUUAAAGUUACGAAGAAGCUUGUCUGCUUUCCAAUCAACUGACACUCUGGUUAUCUCUCAAUUUUGACACGAGAUGAGUUUUUACUCGUACAGUGAGACUGGAUUGCCGACUAUAGAACUUACGCCAGAGUUGGUCUUUGAAAGAUUAAGCGACGUCGGUUCACCGCCCGGCUCAAUGUUAUCGUACAACUCGGGCAACAGAAGUUCCACGGGAAGCCAACCACGCAGACACACCGAUACAUUCCCACGAGCCAAGACAGCACCACGGAAACGAACAUUUUCACCGAUGUCUUCCGAGGCGAGCAGUCUCGUCUCUUCACCCAGGUCAACUACAAACCCCCCAAACCAAGACAGUUUACGUCGGGGUAGGGGUUACCAUUCCUUGGGGUCCGGCACCAAAGCUUUACGACCAAACAAGGAACAAGAUAAUAAAGGAGGAUACGGGGUGGCCAUCAGUAUCAAGGGAAUCAAAGGCCACCCAUUUGUAAUACUUGAAGACAAUGAUAAACAUCGUCACAUGGUUCCUGCACCUUCUGGAGAUGCUGAUAGCUUAAGUAGUGCUGAAGCUCCAACCCAUACCAACCACCCCACUCAUGCUGGUUCCACACCUCAUGUAAACGGACACGUUUCCGAACCUGAAGACAUCACCCCUAAAGCCCCCCCACGUAGAUAUGGGACGCUCCACAAGGAUUUCAAACCAAAACAACCAAAACUAUCGAACCAACCAAAACAGUACGAGCCAGAUGUUACGAGAAAUAUGGCGGCACUUGCAAGGGAGCAACUCGUUAAGCCAUCAGAAAUACGCGCUGCUCAAAAGUCGCCGUCAAACCUGCACACGAGGUCACCAAGGUCACGUAACGCCCACGAAAGGUCACGAACUUUACCCCCUGACAAAUCGUCGGCUAACCGCUCACGCAGUCUUUCACCUAACCGAGCGCUUGCUAAUAAUAAGAUGGCAAGAUCGCGAAGUGUUUCCCCUCCUCGUAAAACUCGAGGUCGACGUAUCGACGACAACAACAUGCAGCCGGUGUCGAGUCUCAUCGGGUUCUUUGAAACUACUGACCAAGAUGCUAAACAACACCCUGCUCCCUCUGCCAAAGUCCCUCUAAUGGAGAAAAACAAAACACAGCCGACAAAAUCAAAGACACGCCCAAGAAGCACGAACGUCCCUGGAUUGAGCCGUCCACGCAUCGACAGUCGCGAGAUUGACGUAACACCCGACGUGAUGCGGACCAAUGUUAACGUAACCACGGCAACAGUCCCCGCUAAACAUGGAGCGACACCUAUGGGGAGAUACUUUGCCCUCACCUCACCUGCUGGUACUUCCCCCAAAUCGAUCAUGUUUCCCAACCAACCACAAACCGUCCCGAUAAAAAGCGAGGAAGCUUUUUCUGCGGUCUCGUCAUCAACUUCAUCCUCCGAUGGUGGGACCACGGAUGAAGGCACGCUCAACAUCGAGCACGAGGUGCACGCCGAUGCACGUAAACCAAGCCACGAGUUUGACCUAACCCACGCCGCUCCGAAGCCAUGGCACUCACCAAAGAAGCUACGGCACCAAGCCACGGAUCCUAAUAGUGGAGUAUCCAUCGAAUCAGUUACCCGUCCAAGCAAAGCCGAUCAGAUAUUUGGGUCAUCCAUUCAACAGAAAGGUUAUAGACAUGUUAGUCCAUCUUUUGCCUCAUUAAAACGAAGUUUACUUGAACACACCCCCCCUGACUUUGUUCAACAAAAUAUAGAAGGUGACGUUGCUGCUCUUGUGUGCACUCGUGUGGUGGCGUUAUCACAGCUUUUAAGCAAAUGUCGCAAAAUUUUCAGUCUCAAGGAAAAUUCCAAUUUUAAAACUGAUCUUUUGGUGUUUAACAUGGGGUUUGUUGUAACCAGUAUUUUAUCCGCCACACAUUUACUUGGUACAUGGAUAUAACAUUAUGAAUUAACA